AUGGAUCUUGACAUGGACGACUACAUAGACCCCUACGAGGAGGCCGAGGCGGACGCUGCCGCGGCCGAGGACGACUCCGACGACCCCAACGAGGACGACUCGGAUAUGGAGAGCGACUACGAGGAGAAGUCGUUCGGCCUCCUCAAGUCCGGCAAGCACCGGGUGCGCAACCCGGACGGCACCUUCCGCUGCCCCUUCUGCCCCGGCAAGAAGAAGCAGGGGUACAAGAUCAAGGACCUCCUCCAGCACGCCGACGGCAUCGGCGUCUCCAGCAAGCACCGCCGCCACGGCCGCGAGCGCGCCAACCACCGCGCCUUCGCGCGCUUUGUCCGCACCGAUCCGGACUUCGCGGAAGACCUCGUCGGUAUCACUGGCAUUCAAGGUGCCAUUACAACCACCCCUGCUGAUCAGAAUGGCAGCGCCAAUGGCGAUGGGAAGGCCAAGGUUAAUGGAGAUACUGCUGGAUCCAGUUCCGUGGCGGUGAAAGUGGGUCCGCCGCAGGAGGUUGAGAGUGGAUUCAAUGACGCGCUUACGCUUGAGAACCAUUUCGGCAUCAAUAAGCUAGGGAAGAAGGAAUUUGAGACGAGAGAUUGUGGUCUAGGCUCCUCGGAGGGAGAUGGCAGCGAAGGUGAGGUCAAGGUUUAUGGGUGGGUUGCCCGAGCUGAGGACUAUGAUGCAACGAGUGUGGUAGGAAGAUUCUUGAGAAAGCACACCGUCCUGAAAACAAUAGAUGAGGUUUCCAAGACUGAAUUAGAGAAAUCAGGGGAGAUGGUGGCAAUACUGGCAUCCCAGAUCGAGGAAAAGAACCGAUACUUGCAGGAUUUGGAGACAAAGAAGAAUGCAACAGAACUCUCAAUCUCAAGGCUUGAGGAGGACAACAGGAAACUGCAUGAGGCAUACAAUGAAGAAAUGCGCAAUCUUCAUCGCAGGGCUCGAGAAAAUGCUCUUCGGAUUUUCCAAGAGAAUGAAAACUUGAGGAUUGACUUAGAAAAUAAGAGGAGAGAACUGAACUUACGAGCUAAGGAUCUUGAAAAAAUGUCAGCUGAGAAUGCUAAUGACAGGAAGACACUCGAUGAUGAGAAGCAGAAGGCAAAAUAUGAUAAUAGUGAACUUGAGCUAGCUAGCAUAGAGCAGCAGAGGGCUGAUGCAGAUGUUCUGAAGCUAUUGGCCGACCAGGAGAGGGAAAAGGAAGAUGUACUUGCUAGAAUGCUUCAGCUAGAAAAGGAGCUGCAUGAGAAGCAGCAGCUUGAGCUCGAAGUAGAACGGUUGAAUGGUACACUCCAAGUGAUGAAACAUUUAGAGGGAGAUGAUGAUGGGGGAGAUAUCCAUGAGAAGAUGGAGAAGCUGAGUGUAAGAUUUGAGCAUGAAAAGAAGCGCCUGGAGGAUUUGAGUGGGGAUCUCGUGAGAAAAGAGCGUGAAAGUAAUGAUGAGCUACAAGAAGCCCGAAAAGAACUGAUAAAGGGUUUGGAGGAAGAGCUAAAUGGGCGGACAGCUAUUGGGAUCAAAAGAAUGGGGGAACUCGAUGAAAAGCCUUUCCUAAAUGCAUGUAAGAGAAAAUAUGGAAACAAUGAAUACCAGGUCAAAGCAGCAGAGCUAGUCUCAAAUUGGCAGGAUGAACUAAAGAAGCCAUCCUGGCAUCCUUUUAAGAUGGUUGAGGUUAACGGAGAAAAUAAGGAAGUUCUGGAUGACGAUGAUACAAAACUGAAGUUCCUGUGGAUCGAGUUCGGCGAUGAUGUGUGCAAUGCGGUGAAGACCGCACUGAUGGAGAUAAAUGAGUAUAACCCAAGCGGGAGGUAUGUUGUCCCCGAGCUCUGGAACUUCAGGAAAGGCCGGAAGGCGACGAUGAAGGAGGUGCUCAAGUACCUGUUCAGUCAGAUUGACACGACGACCAAGCGCAGGAGGGGCUGA
Messenger RNA from Miscanthus lutarioriparius, 1908 nucleotides. NCBI's taxonomy places the organism in Eukaryota, Viridiplantae, Streptophyta, Magnoliopsida, Poales, Poaceae. The record is from the annotation of a GenBank genome assembly.